AUGCGGUUGUACUCACUAUGGGCGUUGGUGCUGGUCAUCGCCACCGUGAACGCCCUCAGUCUCAUUGACUCCGUCCUCGCCCUGACGUGUAUCUACUACCUCAAGAACUUUGACUUUGGCUGCAACUCCACCGGCAAUGGAGCUAAGGCAUUCAACUGUCGGUGCCAGCACGACUUAUGGCUCACGCUGGUGAUGGACUGUGUGCUGACCCAUAACAAGACCCAGGGAGAACGCAACCACGCCGUGCGCCAUAUCAGAAGGCGGUGCUACGAUAAACUGAGCCACAAGUUGACUUACUCCAACGCGUUUAUGGAGGAGAAAUGGAAAGCUCUCCCCGUAGCGCCGUCCCCUCCCGAAGACCCAAAACAACCAGUCACCGAAGCCUUCCACGCUCUGGGUGAAUUAUUUGAGUACUCGUCGCGUACAUUUACCACGUUGAAACAACACACUCACAAUUGCGAUAUGCUUGGUUGGGGUUUCAUCUUCUUUUGGACGUUUAUCGUCGUUGUUGGUGGCGUAUUCCACUGGGUAUUGGGCCCUAAACGCGUGCCUUCCUUCUGGAAACAGCUCCAACGGAAACUGCUUCCCGGCCCUUACUUCAGAGAAGUAACGUUGGACAUGUGGUUGAUCUCAUUCGUGUUUUUCGUAUACACCGUACUCGCCACUGCCAUCGGUUAUGGCGUAGUGAUCCGUCCCAAUAUCUACAUCCAAAACGGCAAAUUGUUAACGCUUGACCUCAUCGGCUACCGUCUGGGGAUCCUCUCGUUCGCCCUCUUGCCCCUCGUGUUCUUCUUUGGCAUCCGCAACAACCCCUUCGCCGUCGUCACCGGGAUGCUGUACCCUCAAUUCUCGUUCUUCCACAAGUACCUUGCCGUGCUCAUGGCGAUCGAGGCGAUGAUCCACACCGGGGUGUGGACGGGCUAUGCUAUUAUUGAUGGUGGCUACGAGCUGUGGGUCGCGGACGCCUACUGGCAGUGGGGGAUCGCCGGUACCGUUAUCGCCACGUUAAUGAUCUUCCUCUCGCUUAAAAAGAUCCGCGACCUCAUGUACGAAGUGUUCUUAUUCGUCCACAAGUUGUUCUCGGCGUUAUAUAUCGUGCUGAUGCUCUACCACGUGAAACCGAUGGGGUGGAUCGGGUGGGUGUUGUCGAUGGCGGGUAUCUGGGGGUUCGACGUGUUCUUCAGGGUAUUGAGAAUCUUGGUCAACGGUGGGUUUUCGCGAGUUAAAGUGGAGAUUGCCGAACACCGCGUCGUCAGAUUGGUCAUCUCUAACCCUAAGGUGAAAUACUUCCCUGGCUGCUACUGCUUCUUCUACUUCCUCCACCCGAAAUACGGGCUGAUCCUCCAGUCACACCCGUUCACCAUGAUCAAGUCGCCGGUGGAAGAAAACGGCAACCUUGUCGUCUACUUUAAAGCUCGUGGUGGUGUCACGAAAAACCUCUACUACGGUAACGAUACUGAAGUGUUGGCAUUCAUCGAAGGCCCCUACGGUGAGUUCGGCCCUGAUCUGCUUAAGCAUAAGCUGAGACCUAUCGCACUUCCAGCAGCUGAGAAACAACGCCACAUCGCCUCGAAACUGGACGAGCUGUCGCUGGAUAACUUAUCGGAAGACUUGGGCACCGGUGACGUCACCGUCGGCCUUGCUGCCGGCAUGGGUAUCUGUGCCGUGCUCCCCAAGAUGUACUACUGCGGCACCGCAUCCAAGUUAUACUGGGUCGUCAACGAUGCCCGCCACAUCAACUGGGCCUACCGCGACUUGGAGUGGUUGAAAGAGCAAGGGUGUUUCAUCAAAAUCAUCAUCACCGACGAGGCGGUCACCGAGGCGGCGAUCGCCGAACUUAAGCCCUACUGCUCGCUGUUGAUCCUCGACCUUAAAUCUCGUCCCCGCGUCGCCGGCAUCGUCCACUAUAACGCCGACCGGUUCGCCCACGUCAACCUCGUGGUGUGUGGCCCGGAAGACUUUAAUUACACGGCGCGGGACGCGUUGGGAGUGAAGCUGUACCCGAACGUCGAGUUGGAAUUGGAGAGUUUCGUCUGGUAA
Molecule: messenger RNA, 2040 nt
Organism: Diutina rugosa
Lineage: Eukaryota; Fungi; Ascomycota; Pichiomycetes; Serinales; Debaryomycetaceae
Product: ferric reductase family protein
Exons: 1
Coding region: 1-2040 (679 amino acids)
Biological process (GO): copper ion import; intracellular iron ion homeostasis; iron ion transport
Cellular component (GO): plasma membrane
Molecular function (GO): ferric-chelate reductase activity
Source: RefSeq, a predicted model, not a curated record